AUGAUCAUUAUCCACCGUACUCGGACCACCGCGAACAUCCCUUUUACCGAAGGGGAUCAUGUGUACCGGCUGAACCUGAGCAACAUCAGCCACUCCAGCUGCAAGGAUUCCAUAAAUCUGGAACCGUCAAACAUUAUGAGCUGCACGUCUAAAGGAAAAUCUGAGAAUUUCGAUUGCCGAAACCACAUCCGAGUCAUCCAGUCAAUCGGUGACGGUAGCCGGAUAUACAUUUGCGGCACAAACGCACACAAUCCAAAGGACUACGUGAUCUACUCCAAUCUGACACAUCUUCCCAGACACGAGUACGUGCCCGGCGUGGGUCUGGGCACGGCCAAGUGUCCGUACGACCCGCUGGACAACUCGACGGCCAUUUGGUCGGAAAAGGGCAAUCCUGGACAAUUGCCGGCUCUGUACAGUGGCACCAACGCCGAGUUCACCAAAGCGGACACAGUUAUCUUCCGGACGGACCUGUACAACUUGACCUCUGGUCGCAAGGAGUUCGCGUUCAAGAGGACCCUCAAAUACGACUCCAACUGGCUCGACAAACCAGACUUUGUGGGCUCCUACGACAUCGGCCAAUACGUAUUCUUCUUCUUCCGCGAGACAGCCGUCGAGUACAUCAACUGCGGCAAGAGCAUAUUUUCCCGCGUGGCCAGGGUGUGCAAGAAAGACACGGGUGGCAAGAGCAUACUUAGCCACAACUGGGCCACGUACCUGAAGGCCCGGCUCAACUGUUCCAUACCAGGAGAAUAUCCGUUUUACUUCAACGAAAUCCAGAGCAUUUACAAGGUACCGGACGACGAUACACUUUUCUACGGCGUUUUCACCACGUCCACUACCGGUCUGAUGGGAUCGGCCAUAUGUACUUUCCGGCUAGAGGACAUCGAUCACGCUUUCGCGGGCCGAUUCAAGGAACAAGCCAGCUCCACGUCGGCCUGGCUACCGGUACUGUCUACCAAGGUACCGGAACCCAGACCCGGGCAGUGCGUCAACGACACCGAGACUUUGCCAGAUUCCGUAUUGAAUUUCAUCCGCAGUCACCCUCUCAUGGACGAAGCGGUGGCUCACAAAGACAACGAACCGGUAUUUUACUUGCGUGACUUGUUCUUUACCCGUCUCGUAGUAGACGUUCUCGAUUACGUCGUGUUCGGAAAUCAUCUGCACUACACCGUCUAUUACGCCGCUACAAACGAAGGCCGCGUUUACAAAGUGGUGCAGUGGUAUAACGACGAAGGUGUACCCGGAUCUGCUCUUCUGGACAUAUUCGACAUCAUGCCCGGUCUGCCCAUCACGGCGAUGGAAAUAUCCAGAAAGCACAAGGCCCUGUACGUGGCUUCCGACGAGAGCGUCCGACAGAUAUACUUGUCAAUGUGCACUCACCGGUACGACAGCUGCUUGCGGUGCGUCCACGACCCGUACUGCGGAUGGGACAAGCAGACCAAGACCUGCAAACCCUACCAGCCAGGGCUCCUUCAGGACGUGACCAACUCGUCGCGGAGCGUGUGCGAGAGCUCGGUGGUCAACAAGAGGCUGACCGUGACGUUCGGCCAGAGCGUACACCUCAGCUGUUUCGUGAAAAUGCCGCAAGUGCUGAAAGUGUACCCGGUCACCUGGUACCAUCACAGCAAGGAGAAGGGACGGUACAUGGUCUCGUUCAGCCGAGUGGAAAAAUACAUCGCGACCGUCGAAGGUGGCAUGGUGAUCGUCGGAGCGUCCGAAGAGGACGGCGGCCGGUACGACUGUCAGCUGGCCGGCGCCCUGUUGUGCACGUUCAACUUGACGGUGGACGCUCACCGGUGUUCUCCACCGGCCCGAUCGGCGGACUACCAUCGGGUGUACUCGGACUGGUGCCACGAGUUCCAGAAGUACAAGAGCGCAAUGAAAUCUUGGGAGAAAAAACAAGCUCAAUGCAGUAGCUCAAGGCAAAACGAUACCGCUAUCGCCCAGGGUCUCCUGUCAAACGAAUUAAACGCAAGCCCGGCCCUAUAA
Messenger RNA from Macrosiphum euphorbiae (potato aphid), 1989 nucleotides. The record is from the annotation of a GenBank genome assembly. NCBI's taxonomy places the organism in Eukaryota, Metazoa, Arthropoda, Insecta, Hemiptera, Aphididae.